Messenger RNA from Diuraphis noxia (Russian wheat aphid), 956 nucleotides. Its product is annotated as ERI1 exoribonuclease 3-like. Gene Ontology annotation, molecular function: 3'-5'-RNA exonuclease activity; nucleic acid binding. NCBI's taxonomy places the organism in Eukaryota, Metazoa, Arthropoda, Insecta, Hemiptera, Aphididae. The record is from RefSeq and is a predicted model, not a curated record.
UGUUAGAACUGCUUUAGAUAAUAUACAUAUUGUGAUUACUAAACAUCACUUUAUCAGGAAAUGAUAACAGUAGAUGUUCUGGCUUCUUGAGUAUCUUUAYAAUUAUAAUUUCAUAUUUUUAUUUUUUAUCGAUUAAAUGUUUUAUAAAUUAUGAGGAAGUUAAAUGUCUUAUUUCAGCCACAAUUAUUUCAUAAGUACAAUUUGGUGUUCAAUAAAACAAUGUUUAUCCGGUCAACAAACAAGCCAAAUGCAGAAUCAGUUACAAGACCUAACGUGUUACAACCAUAUUCUAAGUUUUUUGUCUUAGAUUUUGAAGCUACGUGUGACAACGGGGCUAAUUUACUAAAACCUCAGGAAAUAAUUGAAUUCCCGUGUAUACUUGUAGAACUUAACAUGACCAAAGGAGAUUUCAAAGUAGUAUCGUGUUUUCAUUCAUAUGUUAAACCUAUAAUUCAUCCAGUGCUGACAGAAUAUUGUACACAUUUGACUGGUAUUACGCAAGAUAUGGUCUGUAAUAGCCCACCAUUUGAUGAUGUCUUCUUCAAUUUUUGUAAUUGGCAUAAUGAUCACACUAAUAUGGAAAAAGAAAAAUCCAUUAUCGUAACUUCAGGAAACUGGGACAUUGGCAACAUGUUCAUUGAACAAUGUAAAUUGUUUCCUUCAACAAUAAAAAUUCCAGAGUUCAUGUGUACUUGGAUAAAUAUUAAAAAGUUAUUUGCUUUGACAAUGGGACAAUAUCCAUUAGGUAUAAAAAGUAUGCUUAAGACUACAAAUUCAAAACAAUUUGGUAAUAUUCACAGUGGAAUUGAUGAUUGUGUUAACAUUAUUACCAUUAUGAACCAAUUAUCACAGAGAGGUUGUAUAUUUCAAGCUACUAACAAAAUAAUCAGUGUAUAGAUUAUAUCUUGUAUACUGUACCAAACAAGUUAAAUUAAAAUAAAUAAUAGAAAUUUUAA